Messenger RNA from Zootermopsis nevadensis, 1427 nucleotides. NCBI's taxonomy places the organism in Eukaryota, Metazoa, Arthropoda, Insecta, Blattodea, Termopsidae. The record is from RefSeq and is a predicted model, not a curated record.
AGAUGCAUUGUUUUUGCAGAAUUGGGUCGCAUGGGAGUUUUACAACAGCAACUCCAUGAAGUGGUACCAAUCAUACUUGAAGCUCUGGAGUGUGAUGAACCAGACUUAGUGGGAACUAACACCCGUGAUGCUGCAAGCUAUGCCUGCUUUGCACUUGCAGGAGCAUAUGAACCUGAUGCUCUGCAAGAAUUUGUGGAAUCUAUUGUAUCAGCCUUGAUGUCUAUGCUGGUGUUUGAUAGAGAGACCGAUUGUCGGAGAGCCGCUUUGGGUGCACUCAGAUGGUAUAAUGAGAAAGGAGAUGGUACAAUGAGAGAGGAUUAUUACCUCAUGCUUUGUCCUCAUUGGAGGGAGUUGAUGUUACCAGCAGGAGCGAUGCUUUUCUCAACAUCAGUGUUGGUAUUGCUCAGUUUGAAGAGUAUGCAGUGCCCUUUAUCGAUCACUUGAUAGACAGCAAGAUCAGACAUUGCGACUUUGACAUCAGGGAACUUGCUGCAGAGGUGAAUUUGCCUCGGUUUACAUAUGUGUGGGCUUUUUUAUAUGACACAAGAACUAGAAACUUGCAUUUUCAACAUUUUCUGUGAAUUGAAGUAUCUUUUACAAAUGUUUGUUGGACAGGCACUUUACAAUCUGAUACUAGAAGUUCCGACACACACAGUUCAAACUUUUCUCCAAGACUUGUUACUUAAGGCAUGAUCCCAAUACUUGUCAUGGUGCCGUGUUGAGCAUCGCUGAAGUGCUUCCUGCACUGGCUGUUUGGGCUGAACAGUCUUGUUGCACUUUAGAGGGCGUAGUUGGUAAGUUGUUAUUUUUAGGCACAUUUAACAGCGGUUUAUGACCAAAUUGUGGUUUCUGUUCCUGGACUUUUAGAAAUCUUUGUAUCAUGUACAGUGAAAUCCCAACUGUACAAAUCCUGUAGUUAUUUUUUUUUGUCAUACCGAAAGACCGAUUUAAACAACAUUAUUCCUUUUCCAUUUCUUAUGAAUUUUGAUUUACUAAAUAACCUGCAUGUGGCAUAAGGAAUAUUCUACUGCAUGAUCUUAAUCUUGGUGAAUGACAUACAGGUAGCUCUCGAUUUACACCGGGGAUGCGUUCCUGGACGAACCGACCGGCGUAAACGGAGUUGUUGUAAAUUGAAACUCUUUUAUAAUGUUAAUCGAUGGGAAGUCAAUGACAUGCGUUCCGAGCACCCAAACAUUGAUGAAUUAUAUAAUGACAUUACAUUUAAAGUUCUGAAAUAACGUAAAUAAAAGAAAGGGAAUUUAAAAAUACAUUUUAUACAUCGGUAAUUCGUUGGUCCCCGCGAGUGCGAUUCUGUCAUGUGGUUGAUGUGUACAGUCAUCUCUGCUGUUAUGCGAUAGUUGCAUUCAUGUAAGACGCCGGCCGAAGUAUAGAAAGUCGCGUAGUAAAAAUAACCCUGCUACCUCCGC